Coniophora puteana RWD-64-598 SS2 is the source of this 1629-nucleotide messenger RNA. Its product is annotated as carboxylesterase. The record is from RefSeq and is a predicted model, not a curated record. NCBI's taxonomy places the organism in Eukaryota, Fungi, Basidiomycota, Agaricomycetes, Boletales, Coniophoraceae. The coding region runs from base 1 to 1629 and encodes 542 amino acids. The transcript is spliced from 9 exons.
AUGUCAGGCAUUAAAUCUCACCUCGGCGAGCAGCUCCGCAAUGGUCUGCGCGUGUCUGUCAAGACGCGCUUUGGAAGAGUGACGGGAGCCCGCGCCGCGAACGGAGCGAUCGCAUUCCUUGAGGUCCCGUAUGCACUUCCGCCGAAACGUUUCUCGGACCCGGACCCGCUGCCGCCUACUUUUCGUUACGAGGAUAAGGAGUACGUAUACGAAACUAAGCACUGCGCCCAGCCGGGCAACGAUGGUCAAAGCGCUGGAACCCCACCUGUUCACCGUGUAGGCAUGGGUGAACCCUCCGAGGACCCCCUGUACGUGAACAUCGUUUGUCCGUCGGACUUCAGCCCCGAGAGCAAGUAUCCGGUGAGAGUAUACAUUCAUGGAGGCUUCCUUCAGUUCGGUUCCCCCCAUGGUCUCAGCAGUCAAGCCCAGUUCGUCGCCGAAACUCGCAAGGAGGUAUGGGUUAACAUCGGCUAUCGCCUUUCGAUCUUUGGCUUCCUUGCAUGCGACGAGCCGCGCAUCGAGGGCAACUAUGGUUUCAAGGACCAGUGGCUUGCUCUUCAGUGGGUCAAGGACAAUAUCGUGAACUUCGGCGGUGAUGUGGACGAUAUCAGGCUGUCUGGCCUGAGUGCGGGUGCUCAUUCGGUGCAUCAGAUUCUGCAUCACGUCUCGCACCUCCCAGCUGGCCAAGUGGCACCUUUCCAUUCUGUUCAGAUGCAGUCCAACGGUUUCCUAACGACUCCUAAGUCUCUCGCCGAGCUUCGCCCUCAGUACCAUGACCUAUGCACGGCCCUUGGCCUAUCUCCCACAGACCCCUCCACCCUCGAGAAGCUUCGCGACCCCUCCCAGAUCUCCGCCUCGAAGCUGACGGACCUCAUCACAUCUGAAGAGCUCGGCAUGCACGGCACCUUCCGCGGCGCACUCGACGGCACCUGGCUCCCGACGUCCGUCGACCCGAUGGCAUGGCAGCGCAGCGGCGCCCUCGCGCGCGCGCUCAAGGCCAAGGGCGUGCGCAGCAUCUCGAUCGGCGACCUCACCGAGGAGUGGUACCUGUACGCGAUCGCGCACCCGGUCCACGCGCCGCGCGACGCGUACACGAACAUGCUGAGGUACUACCCUGAGAGCGUCGUGCGCGCGCUGUUCGAUGCGUAUGCGAAGCGCGGGGUUACGCCUGGGGAGACGGCGGCGAGCGCGUUUGAUUAUAUGGGGAGGGUGGUUGCUGAUGGGCAGGUGCAUAUCCCUGUGAGGAUGUUUGUAAGGGACUUUGCGGGGGCGGGAGGGGUGCCGGUGGUGAGGUAUGAGAUUCGGUGGACGCCGGAGCAAGUGAGGCCGAAGGGAUACGUGACCCAUGCGACGGACCGUCCUCUCUGGGCGCUGCGCACGCCGGAGCUGAGCCCCGAGCAGGAGCACGUCGCGUUGGCCUGGCUCGACGCUAUUGAUGCUGCCCAUGCAGAGCUUGAGGGCGGGCAAGGCAGCGGCGUCUUGGCGUGGCUGCGUACGAAGACGCGGGGCGUGAAGGAUAUCCUGACGCUCAAAGAGGACAAGACGAUCGGAUGGACGGUAGACAAGAAGUGGGACGAGCUGAUGAGCAUCGUGCCAGUGCUUCCCGGCGAGAGUAAGGCGAAGCUAUGA